AUGAAGCCCCUCACCAAUAUCCUCGGUGCUGUCCUGUGCACUGCUGUUGCAGUCACUGCACAGGCACCCGACCCACAGCAAACUUCCGACAUUGAGAUUACGAAAGCCCAGCCCAGUGGCCCCGUAUCCGAAAGCAAAGCCGAUACCGAUUGUGCGAAGAAAUGCGUUAGCCCUCUCUCCCACGAAACCGAGGCUGAGUGGAACAUCGCGAUGUUCUGCUUGGAAAGAUGCGAACUCGACAAAGAAGCAGCGGUAUACCUCGGAUAUGAUGAUAUGCUCAGGAAACUUGCUACGCCGUUGAGUGCAACACCCAACUCCUAUCGCACAGAGGCUCGCGGAAAAGAAGGUGAGGGAGUCACAUCCCGGCGAGAUAUCCUUGAUGCGGAGAGUCUUUUGGCGUUUGCGGAAAAGCUCGAGAAGACGACCUGUUUCGAUGAGUCAGACUCAAAAGACCACUACAGACACGCUUUGGAAGGUUUCGAGAACCUGAACAGGCAGUUCACUCUUAGUACGACAGAUGAGAUGGAAGGACUGGCAAGAGAGGGGAACCCCGAAGAAGAUGUCAAGCGAACUGCCGCGCUGAGAGAUGGACCGUUUGAGUCAAUGCCAGCAAACGAAGGCACUGAUGCUCCAUCGUACGGAUAUCUCCUUGAUAGGGACAGUGAUUCGCCGUCUGCGGACGAGGACGAGGAUGCGGAAUAUGCGGAAUUUCUGAGCAGCAAUUGGGAAGUUGCCGAGAAGAUCAAUGCCUUGUGGAAUACUGAUAAGAUGUAUGUGGUGGAAGUCCCGGGUAAGACAGGUUCAUCGUCAGAGGGUUCCAAGCGAUAUUGGUUGCAUACGUAUGACGGUCGGAGAUACGGGCCGUACGACAACAAAGAUCUUUACUACCAUUAA
This is a messenger RNA of Alternaria infectoria, 894 nucleotides long. RefSeq lists its product as uncharacterized. The coding region runs from base 1 to 894 and encodes 297 amino acids. The record is from RefSeq and is a predicted model, not a curated record. Lineage: Eukaryota; Fungi; Ascomycota; Dothideomycetes; Pleosporales; Pleosporaceae. The transcript has 4 exons.